GCCUCGCCGCCGCCUCGCCUCGCCUCAGCUCGCCUCGGCUCCUCCGGCGCUGCCAUGCCCAGCAGCGAAGCGGUGCCGCUGGGGCUGGGCGCCUGCCGCAGGUCGGGGGCGCUGGGCGGGAUGCUGUCGCUGGUGGCGCGGCUGCUGGAGUGGCUGCGCUCGCUGUUCUGGAAGGAGGAGAUGGAGCUCACGCUGGUGGGGCUGCAGUACUCGGGCAAGACCACGCUGCUCACCGUGCUGGCGUCGGGGCAGUUCACAGAAGAUAUGAUUCCUACAGUAGGCUUCAAUAUGAGAAAAAUAACAAAAGGCAAUGUUACCAUAAAGGUGUGGGACAUUGGAGGACAGCCAAGGUUUCGAAGCAUGUGGGAGCGUUACUGCAGAGGGGUCAAUGCAGUUGUUUACAUGGUGGAUGCAGCAGACUUAGAAAAAGUAGAAGCUUCAAAGAAUGAGCUUCACAGCUUGAUAGAUAAGCCACAAUUGCAUGGAAUUCCAGUGUUAGUUCUUGGAAAUAAACGAGACCUCCCAGGUGCACUGGAUGAGAAGCAGUUAAUUGAGAAAUUAAACCUUUCAGCUAUUCAAGACAGAGAAAUCUGUUGCUAUUCUAUUUCCUGUAAAGAGAAGGAUAACAUAGACAUAACAUUACAAUGGCUUAUUCAGCACUCCAAAUCAAGAAACUGUUGAAGAAACUUUUGCUGAAGAUAACUCUUCCCCAAUCACUUUGAAUCCUAUCACCUAUACACACUGAAAAGAUAAGGAAUGCAGCUGUCUACUACCAGGACUCACUGUGGUCAUAUUUGUUAACAGAAGUAAUCUGACUUGUAACUUGUCUGUCUGGUUUCAUUCUUUUUGUUUUUUGUGGUUUUUUUUUUGAAUCCAGAUAUUUGUCUGCCUAGGUAAACUCCUGAACGCCUUAAUACAAGACUGGAAGAAAUCAAUAAUUUUUUGAGCUGAAAUGUUUUGAGUUUAUGCAUGCAAAUUGUCAAAUACAUGGUACUUUUUUUCUAAUUUGAAACUGAAUAAAUUGUGCAGUGGAAACAAA
Molecule: messenger RNA, 1039 nt
Organism: Melospiza melodia melodia
Lineage: Eukaryota; Metazoa; Chordata; Aves; Passeriformes; Passerellidae
Product: ADP-ribosylation factor-like protein 8B
Exons: 7
Coding region: 55-681 (208 amino acids)
Biological process (GO): anterograde axonal transport; protein transport
Cellular component (GO): lysosomal membrane
Molecular function (GO): GTPase activity; GTP binding
Source: RefSeq, a predicted model, not a curated record